AUGUUCCCGUCCACGGAAGUCGAAGCGACUCCCGAACCCCUAAAGCCAUUACUCACCAGAGAAAUCUUAGCCUGGAUUUCAGAUGGAUGGAUUAUGGAAAGUGAAUUGUGGCAGCCAAUUUUACUUGCUGCAUUAUACUGGUUCUUACCUUUCUUUGUAUUGUAUUUGGUGUACAAAUGGGAGGUUUUUAUUCUUCAUUAA
Arctia plantaginis is the source of this 201-nucleotide messenger RNA. Lineage: Eukaryota; Metazoa; Arthropoda; Insecta; Lepidoptera; Erebidae. The record is from the annotation of a GenBank genome assembly.